AUGGUGUGUGGUAUCUUUUUAGCACUGAUAGCAUCAUGUCUCCUUAUUGGAGUGUCAAACACGCAGGACAACAACAACAGGACAGGUGUGUACUGUUGGGAGUGCACUAUUUCCAAGUCCAUGGAUAAUAGAGUCAUCAGCAUGUGGGACGAGGUAGAUAAAGAACAAGUUUAUGGAAACCAGUGCAAGGCCCACCAGUGUCAGAACGGGCAGGACUGGUGCCUGGUAACUUAUUACCGGAUAAGAGGGGAGGGCAGCGAGAUGGAGAGCAAGAAGGAGCGACAUCAAUGUGGCAGCAGGAAUGAUAGGGACCGAGACACAGCAUGCCAAGGAUUACUGGCAGAAGAUAAAGAUCACAAUAGUAUAGUUCCUAGGACAUGCAAGACAAAGAGGUUUAAAAAAGAUGAUUCAGAUGAUGUUGUGCAGUACUGUUGGGAGUGCACUAUUGCCAAGUCCAUGGAUAAUAGAAUCACGAGCAUGUGGGACGAGGUUGAUAAAGAAGCGGUACAAGGAAACCAGUGCAAGACCCACCAGUGUCAGAACGGGCAGAACUGGUGCCUGGUAACUUAUUACCGGACAAGAGGGGAGGGCAGCGAGAUGGAGAGCAAGAGAGAGCGACAUGAAUGUGGCAACAGGAAUGAUAGGGAUCGAGACGCACGAUGCCAAGCACUACUGGCAGAAGAUAAAGAUUACAAUAGUAUCGUUCCUAGGACAUGCAAGACAAAAAGGUCUCGCAAGUCCUUCCAUUAAAACUGUAAAAGUUCGGUCCUGGAAAUUUCAUCUUCAAAAACUGAAAAUGGGACAGAGAAUGAAUGGACAAUUUAUGAUUUUUUAAUUUUCUUCGGCAUUUUGACUUCCAGUACCUUAAUUUGGUUUCAUACCAUUACCAUCAUCAAUUAACUGACUAAAGUAGAGUCGGAUUACCCUUUAGUUCUUGAAAGUUGGUAACAGUUACUUUGUUGUUGUUGGUUGGGUAUAGUAAUAAUAGCACGGUGCUAGUCACUAGCACCUAAUGAUUAAUAUCUUAAUGUUAACGAUAUCUAUUAGA
This is a messenger RNA of Bolinopsis microptera, 1048 nucleotides long. RefSeq lists its product as uncharacterized. The transcript is spliced from 7 exons. Lineage: Eukaryota; Metazoa; Ctenophora; Tentaculata; Lobata; Bolinopsidae. The record is from RefSeq and is a predicted model, not a curated record. Bases 1 to 750 code for a protein of 249 amino acids.